Molecule: messenger RNA, 1812 nt
Organism: Oryza sativa Japonica Group (Japanese rice)
Lineage: Eukaryota; Viridiplantae; Streptophyta; Magnoliopsida; Poales; Poaceae
Product: acyl-CoA hydrolase 2
Biological process (GO): acyl-CoA metabolic process; fatty acid catabolic process
Molecular function (GO): fatty acyl-CoA hydrolase activity
Source: RefSeq, a predicted model, not a curated record
UCGUGUUCUCCUCUUCCUCUCCCUCGUCUCCUCCCAACAAGUCGAUCUCCUUCGCUUUAAAUUUUGUGGUAGAUUUUUGUCUCCUUCGCUCUCCACGCUACCGCCUCGCCGUGCCGGAGCCCGGGCGUUCCCCGCCGCCGAGAACCUCCGCCUCCGCCUCCAUCUCCUCCGCCGCCGCCGCAGAUGGAUCGGGAAGAAGGUAAAGCAGCGCAGAGCCCGCCGAAUUUAGGAGCGCUCCUGGCUAAUCCGAGGGGUGGUUGCCAUUGGUGUGCAGUGACGGAGUUCCUCGGCCAGGUGCCCCUCCUGCAGUGCCUCCCCAGCUCCUCCAUCCGCAGGAUCGCCGACGCCGUCCUGGUGAAGCGCUACGAACCUGGUGGUUACGUUGCUCGUGAAGGUGACCCUGUAGAUGGCCUUUACAUCAUAUUGGAUGGGCAGGCUGAGGUUUCAGCUCCUGCAAACACAGAAGAAGAAAACCGCCCUGACUAUGUGUUAAAUAAGUAUGACUACUUUGGUUAUGGAACCAAUAGUUCUGUGCAUCAAGUAAAUGUUAUUGCAGUAUCAAAGCUGACCUGCUUCGUAUUGCCAAAUCAAUAUGGACACUUGUUGCAACCAAAGACCAUUUGGAGUGCAGAAGAGACACCUGAGAACCAUUCUUUGCUAGAACAAAUUUUGCACUUAGAGCCAUUGGAGGUCGAUAUCUUCCGUGGGUUUACUUUGCCAGGAGCUCCGACUUUUAGGCAAGUUUUUGGAGGACAGUUGAUAGGACAGGCACUAGCAGCAGCAUCCAAGACCGUUGACUGCCUAAAAGCGGUGCACAGUUUGCACGCAAUUUUCCUUAUCGCAGGAGACAAGAAUUUGCCAAUAAUAUAUCAGGUUCAUCGGGCGCGCGAUGGAACAAGCUUUGCCACCAGAAAAGUGGAGGCAAAGCAAAAGGGCCUUGUCAUUUUCACCUUGAUUGCUUCAUUCCAGAAAGACGAAUUAGGGUUUGAGCAUCAAGCUGCAAUCAUGCCUGAUGUUCCUCCUCCAGAAGAGCUCCUGAAUCUGGAAGAGAUACGGGAAAGAAGACUUACUGAUCCUCGCUUCCCAAUGCAAUAUAGGAACUCAGCUGCCAAGAAAAAGUUCGUACCUUGGCCCAUAGAAAUGAGGUUUUGUGAAGAUUCAGCAUCUCAACAUAAACCAAGCUUAAAUUAUUGGUUUAGAGCCAGAGGAAAACUUUCUGAUGAUCCAGCACUGCAUAGGUGUGUUGUAGCAUAUGCUUCGGAUCUACUAUAUUCUGGUGUCAGCCUAAAUCCUCAUAGGGAGAAGGGUCUGAAGACAUACUCACUCAGUCUUGAUCACUCGAUUUGGUUCCACAAGCCUGUGAAAGCUGAUGAUUGGCUUUUAUAUGUGAUCGACAGCCCAUCUGCACACGGUGGGCGGGGUUUUGUUACAGGGCGAAUGUUCAACCGACAAGGAGAGCUCGUCAUGUCGUUGACCCAAGAGGCGCUGAUUAGGAGGGCGAAGACGCCAGGACAACCGUCACAAACCCCAAGGCCAAAGCUUUGAGAGGUGCAGAAGAGCAGUAUUAUCGUUUCAUUUUUGGCACUUUCACAGUUAUUUUCCUUUUCAAUGGAAGUCUAUAACACGUAGACGUGAAGCCGAAGUAUAGCAUACUGCAUAUAUGUAGCAAGAAAAAACGAUGGUAAAACUGGUUCUGUAAUUCACGAACAGCUUACUGACAUACCACGUAUGUAUUGGAUCGGGAAAAAUAAGCGAAGAACUUGGUAUCGCUUUUUUUUUAUCUCAAUAAAGCCUUCAAUUAUUUCAAUUUAA